Molecule: messenger RNA, 1113 nt
Organism: Durusdinium trenchii
Lineage: Eukaryota; Dinophyceae; Suessiales; Symbiodiniaceae
Source: the annotation of a GenBank genome assembly
GGUCAGUGCUUGGAAGGCCCUCCCAGUGCUCCCCAUUUGUUUGUUGUUCCUUCCCACCUCGGUUGAACUGGUGCCAUGGAACUCAACACCGGUGCCCUGCCGCCACCGGGGUCGGCGGCCUACAGCACCCGGCACUCCUGGCCCUCGUGGAGGUCGAGUUCCUCGGUUCGCGUUCCUGGAGCGACUGCAUCUCCCCACCGCCUCAGCCUCACCCUCAGCCUCUGCUGUGCGCGUUGGUUCCGCCACCGCGCGGGGCGGUGCCACCGCGCGGUUCCAGAGGCGGAGGCGGUGGAGAGGCUGCGCGGGGUGGAUGAGCCGCUAAGAACCUUGGUCUUCCCGAAGCUUGAGGGAGCUCGCUGCAUCGCCCUGGUGAAGGGCCAAGUGACACGAAGAGAAGAAGCCAUUCCGUGCCGUGUGCACUCGGAAUGCUUGCUGGGGGAUGCCUUCAACUCCGCACGCUGCAUGUGUGGUCCGCAGCUGCGCAGCUUCAUCGAAGACGUGCUGGCGAGCUCCGCCUGUUCGGACGCCAUCCUCUUGUAUUUGCAGGGUCAAGAAGGGAAGGGCAUCGGCUUAAGCAACAAGCUCCGAACAUACGUCUUGCAAGACGAAGAGGGCCUGGGUGAGGAGGAAGCGAACCUCCGUAUCGGCUUUCCCCCUGACCUGCGACGCUACGACGCCGCGCGCGUGGCGCUGGACUUUCUCCAGGUCUCCAGCGUGAUCUUGUACACCAGCAGCCCUCGGAAGCUCCAGGGUCUCCGUCACCUCGUCGCCGGCACUGCGGCCUGGUGCCCAAACACCGGCCGCUGGCUGGACCGGUCCGAGGUCGAGCGACCAGCGGAAAAGACGGCGGGAGCUGCGGGUGGGAUGGAAGUGGGAGGAUCGGGGGACACCGUUCUCCAGCCGGCCUCCAUCCCCAAGUGGACACGAGGUGUGCAGAGGGCGGAAUUGGCCACACUGCGCCGAAGCAACUUAGAGAAGUUCUUGCCAAAGAACCAGCCUCACGAGAACACCUUCGCCCGGAUCUGGGGCCGUUCGGAUCCGCCGUUGUAUACGGGGGAAGUGGCCCAGCAGUCACCGAUGGUUUGUACAUGCGCUGGAGUCAUGAGACGUUGA